Molecule: messenger RNA, 423 nt
Organism: Dentiscutata erythropus
Lineage: Eukaryota; Fungi; Glomeromycota; Glomeromycetes; Diversisporales; Gigasporaceae
Source: the annotation of a GenBank genome assembly
AUGACUUUUGGCCAAGAUAAUAUAGAUGAAAGUGUAGAAUCUAACACCUUAAUGACUACAAGUAGUGCAUCUUCACAUACUAAUAUUGAACUAGGUACUGUAGUUUCAGAAAACAGCCAAAAUAAUACCAAUAAUAAAUCUGAUACUUUAACAACUGCAUUUUCACAUGCUGAUAUUGUUAAUGAUCAUCAGAAUGCUAGAAAUCUUGAAAAUGAUGAACAAUGUACUGUAAUUUCAGAAAACAGUCAAAAUAAUACAAAUGAGAAUACACUUGAAUCUGAUAUCUUAACAACUGCAAGCAAUGCAUUACAUUCUGAUAUUGUUCAAAAAAAUACAUCAACUCUUGUAAAAAAUAAGUCAAAGAAAAGAAAUUCGAUUUCCAUACUACCACAUAAUACAAAUAUUAAAGUUAAUGAUCAUUAG